AUGACACACAAUUCGCACACACCACCCCUAGGUUCCAGAUCCACCGAUCACAAUCAUCUUGUUUCAAUAAAACCCACACCAAGCCAACUCCGGCCGCCUCCUCCCUCGCCGUCGGAAUUCCGUUUCCUCACCGCCAGACUGUUCUUCCGCUCUCAGCUCUACUUUCGUGCGUCUGCAACCUCCCUUUGUCGCUUCCUACUUCCUCCCAGUCGGUACACUCAGCACCAGUCAACCUCGAUUCUUCCUCUUCAUAUACUGCAAGCAUCUUCAAGAGGUACCGAGGACGUUAAGGGAUUGUGGCAAGCAUCCGAGUGUUGCGUUAUCAGUAGUGGAGUUAGAUUGGUGCAUGUUGAGUCCUCUAAAGAAGGAGUUUUGGAACUGUUGGACCUCUACUUUCGUGCGUCUGCAACCUCCCUUUGUCGCUUCCUACUUCCUCCCAGUCGGUACACUCAGCACCAGUCAACCUCGAUUCUUCCUCUUCAUAUACUGCAAGCAUCUUCAAGAGGUACCGAGGACGGUAGCGUGAGGCGCUAG
Molecule: messenger RNA, 534 nt
Organism: Vicia faba (fava bean)
Lineage: Eukaryota; Viridiplantae; Streptophyta; Magnoliopsida; Fabales; Fabaceae
Source: the annotation of a GenBank genome assembly